This is a messenger RNA of Protopolystoma xenopodis, 312 nucleotides long. Lineage: Eukaryota; Metazoa; Platyhelminthes; Monogenea; Polystomatidea; Polystomatidae. The record is from the annotation of a GenBank genome assembly.
AUGGGUUUUUGGAAAACAUUUGAUCUCAACAAGGAUAACCAGAUCACAGCGGAAGAGUUCAACUUUUACUUGGAGCGAUUACCAGAUGAUAGUGUUAAUGAGGACAAGUUAAAACAAUCCUUCCGGCUAUUUGAUAUGGAUGAUUCCGGCCGAAUUGAGCUUGAGGAGCUCAAGGCUAUAUUUACUCAACUUGGAAGAGGCAAAGAUGACGAGCUGAUCAAAUCAGUGUUAACAUUGCAUGGCAUUUCGCCAGAAAAAGGAAUCGAAUUUGAGGAUUUUUUGGCAAUAUUUUCCAACCCCUCUUACGUUUGA